AUGACCGUCGACGAGGCCAAGGAAGAGGCGCUCCGCCAGGUGGAGUUCUACUUUCACGACUCGAACCUGCCGUUCGACAAGUUCCUCUUCACCCUGACACGAAAGGACCCAGAAGGAUGGGUUCCCAUUGCCACCAUCGCCUCAUUUAAGCGCAUGAGAGCGAUUAAGGACCUGCUCGGCAUCGAAGGUAUCGCCCAAGUGCUGCGUGGAUCCAAGGAGUUGCUCGAUGUGAGCGAGGAUGGCGCCAAUGUUCGUCGCAGGAAAGAGCUGGUUCCCGUCAAGGAUGCUUUUGACCGUUCCAUCUACGCCAAGGGAUUCGGAGACGAGACCGAGACUCUGCAGAAGGAGCUGGAAGCGUUCUUCAACACUUUCGGCAAAGUCAACAGCGUCCGAAUGCGAAGGGACAUGGAGUCAUCUGCCAAGCCCAAGCCAUUCAAGGGCUCUGUAUUUGUCGAGUUCGCCGAGAUGGACGACCGAAACAAGUUUUUGGCCCAGGCAGCAGCCGUCGAGCCGGAACAGGACGGUGGUAAAGGCGUCCACUUCCAAGACACCCAGUUGGUCGUCAUGAGCAAGGACGCAUACGUCAAGAUGAAGAUGGAGGAGAAGGGUAUCGACCCUAGCAGCAACAGGAUCAACCGUGGAAGCGAACAGACCCACAAGAAGUUCAACGCUUUCAAAGAGAUGAACAAGCAGCAGCGAGAUGGUUCGUCUCGUGCCAAGAAGGAUGACCAAGAAAAGCCCAAGCGUUCGGACCCGUUGGAGUUCGAGUACAACGGUAAGCCGCUCACCACUCGUCCCGAUGGCACUGUCGAUCCAGAUGCGGUCGAGUUCCCUGCCAAUUCGGUGCUCAAAUUCACCGGUGCGGGUCAAGGCGGCAACUGGAAGGAUCUUAAAGAUACGCUGGUCACUGUGCACCCUACCUCUUUCGUUGAGUUCCCCACAGGCGCCGUCGAAGGCGCUGUCGGCUUCAAGGAAUCACUUUCGGACGACAAGUUGGCUGAAAUCAAGAGUAAGAACAUCACUGUCGGCGGCAACGUUGUUGAGUUCGUCCGCGUCGACGAAGAGACUGCCAAGAACUUCUACAUCGAACGAGCCAACUUCCGCGCAUCGUUCAUGCUCGAUCGACGAGAGCAGGAUGCGCAGCGCGGUGGCUCGCGCGGAAACGGCAGCUACAGCCGCGGUGGCCGUGGCGGAGGACGUGGUGGUCGCGGUGCAAAGUUCGGUCGUGGUGGUGGACGCGGAGGUUUCGGCAGGGCUGGCGGCGACAAGAGGAAGAGAGACAACGACUCGGCCGCCGCUGGUCGCGACGACGAUGCUCCACCUACCAUCGGAAAGAAGGCCAAGACGGACGAGUAA
This is a messenger RNA of Mycosarcoma maydis (corn smut), 1356 nucleotides long. RefSeq lists its product as uncharacterized. Gene Ontology annotation, molecular function: mRNA binding. The coding region runs from base 1 to 1356 and encodes 451 amino acids. The record is from RefSeq and is a predicted model, not a curated record. NCBI's taxonomy places the organism in Eukaryota, Fungi, Basidiomycota, Ustilaginomycetes, Ustilaginales. The transcript has a single exon. Gene Ontology annotation, cellular component: nucleus. Gene Ontology annotation, biological process: RNA processing.